AUGGAAACAAAUAACGAGACGUGGGUGAAUGAAUUCAUCCUCCUGGGACUGUCUAGUGACUGGGACACUCAGGUCUUGCUCUUUGUCCUAUUUCUGUCCAUGUACCUUUUGACUGUGUUGGGGAACUUUCUUAUAAUCCUCUUAAUAAGGCUGGAUACCCGCCUUCACACCCCUAUGUACUUUUUCCUUACCAACCUCUCUCUUGUUGAUGUUUCUUAUGCUACCAGUAUUGUACCUCAGCUAUUGACACACUUCUUGCAAAAACAGAAAUCAAUUCCAUAUUUGAGCUGUGCAGCCCAGUUAUUUAUCUCCCUAGCCAUGGGUGGGAUUGAAUUUGUUUUGCUGGCGGUAAUGUCUUAUGACCGCUACGUGGCAGUGUGUGAUCCCCUGCGCUACUCAGCUAUCAUGCAUGGAGGACUUUGUGCCAGGCUGAUGGCUGCCUCCUGGGUUGGUGGUUCUCUCAACUCUCUCAUGCAUACAGUUUUUACCUUCCAGUUGCCCAUGUGCACCAACAAUGUCAUUGACCAUAUAGCAUGUGAAAUUUUAGCCUUGGUGAGGCUUGCCUGUGUGGAUACUUCCUCCAAUGAAGUUGCCAUCACCAUCUCCAGCAUUAUCCUGCUCAUGACCCCAUUCUGCCUUGUUCUGCUGUCCUAUAUCCAGAUCAUCACCACCAUUCUGAAGAUCCAGUCAACAGAGGGAAGGAAGAAAGCUUUUCAUACCUGUGCCUCUCACCUGACAGUGGUAGCUUUGUGCUAUGGAAUGGCAAUCUUCAUUUAUAUUCAGCCUCAUUCAAGCCCCAAUAUUCUUCAGGAGAAGAUGAUCACACUGUUCUAUGCCCUUUUAACACCAAUGUUGAAUCCUAUGAUUUACAGUUUGAGGAAUAAGGAGGUAAAGGGGGCCUGGCAGAAGCUGCUAGGACAAUUCUCUGAAUUAAAGUUAAAGCUGGCAUUCUCAUGA
This is a messenger RNA of Gracilinanus agilis (Agile Gracile Mouse Opossum), 957 nucleotides long. Its product is annotated as olfactory receptor-like protein OLF3. Gene Ontology annotation, biological process: G protein-coupled receptor signaling pathway. The record is from RefSeq and is a predicted model, not a curated record. The transcript has a single exon. Bases 1 to 957 code for a protein of 318 amino acids. Lineage: Eukaryota; Metazoa; Chordata; Mammalia; Didelphimorphia; Didelphidae. Gene Ontology annotation, cellular component: membrane. Gene Ontology annotation, molecular function: G protein-coupled receptor activity; olfactory receptor activity.